Molecule: messenger RNA, 630 nt
Organism: Mercurialis annua (annual mercury)
Lineage: Eukaryota; Viridiplantae; Streptophyta; Magnoliopsida; Malpighiales; Euphorbiaceae
Exons: 1
Coding region: 1-630 (209 amino acids)
Molecular function (GO): nucleic acid binding; RNA-DNA hybrid ribonuclease activity
Source: RefSeq, a predicted model, not a curated record
AUGUGUUUAUGGGUAAUUUGGACUGAUCACAAUAACAUUGUUUUCGAAAAUCAACGGGUGAGCCCGCAAAAUCUGUUUCGUUGUGUGUAUGAGCGUAGGAACAGUAACCCAUCUAGACAGGAGCGUGUUAGUCAAGUCAUGCCAACUACUAUCUGGCAAGCUCCGCCGGUUAACUCCAUUAAGGUAAAUACUGAUGCUGCAGUUGCUAUUCAUAAGAACUUGUCUGUUGCGGCUGCUGUGUGCAGAAAUAGUAGGGGAAUAGUGGUUAAGUAUGGGGUGAAAAUCUUACACGAUGUUGUUACUGCGGAGCUGGCAGAAUCCUAUGCCGUUCUGAUGGGGUUGCAAAUGGCUGUGGAUAUUCCGGUGGUGAAGCCAAUAGUUGAAGCUGACGCGCUAACUGUUAUUAACAGGCUGCAACAACCGGAUAAUGCUAUAGAUCAUACACAGCUCAUAGUGGAUGAUUGUAUAGACAUCGCUAGGGGUAGAGAUGUUGUCUUCCAACAUAUCCGUAGAGAUGGUAACGUUGUUACUCACGCGCUUGCCAAAUGGGGCAUUUUCUUUGGUAAAGAUAGAUCUUUUGACGGUGAAGUUCCGUUCCCAGUCAAUGAGCUUGUAACUUUGUCUUCUUAG